AUGACGCUCAAUCGCUUCUGCGCGGACGCCUCCCUCAACUACUUCCUCCGCACGAUGCCGGAGGAGGCGACGCGGGAGGCGGCACGGCUGCACGAUCGGCUCAUCGGCGAGGCGUUCAACGAGCUCACGGCGGGGCGCUUGAGCUCGACGGCGCAGCGCAGGGCGGCGGUGCAGCAGGCGCGGCUGCCAGUCAAGCUCGGCGGCGCCGGCCUCACCUCCAUGUCGGCCGUCACCGACGCGGCGAUCGUCGGCUCGUGGGUGCAGUUCGCUAACAACGUGUUUGCUGCCGUGCUCUGGCUGCUGGUGACCUCGGCCGUGCUCCUUGGGCCGUACACGAAGUUCUCCCUGCUCGCGCGCGCCGAGUGGAGCGGGCGAAGCGCCUUCGACCUCGCGCUGGCGCGCGUCAUUCUCAUUCUUCUGUACAUGCAAGAUUGUGCGUCGGAUCAGCAUGGGACACGCUGGAUGACGGGCCACGCGGGCAAGUACACCGUCCGUAUGGGCCUGUUGCCCGACCCCAUGAAAGCGUGGGAUCGCCAUUGGAUGUCACGGUGGAUGUAUGAGCCGCACGCAAUGGGCCUGUUCACCGUGCUCGCUCUGCUUGGCGUCUGCGCGCGCCCGGCUCUGCUCGGCCUCGCGGUACUCGAGAUGAGGAGCCAGCUCUUUCAGCGCGCCAACGGGCCGGGCCGCCACCACUCUGUGACACCCCGCCUCAUCUACACGCGACACAGUGACACCCCGCCUCAUCUGCACGUCUUUCUCCUCUUCGCGCUCGCGCCCUGUGGGGACGCGCUCAAUCUGUGCCGCGUCUCGCUCUCCGAUCAGUACCAGUGGCAGCUCCAUGGCUUCCUGCCGCGUCUCUGCCGCCGAGGCGUCGCCACUGAUGCCGCCGACCCCGCGACACGCGGGCCAUCGCCCCACUACACGCUCCCGUUCAUCUCUUUGCUCCUCCUGCUCGCCAGUGCGUACGCCUCUGCCGGGCUCGCCAAGCUAGUCGAUUGCUACGCGGCGUACGAACGCGAGGACGCCACUGGGAUGCUGCAAAACCAGCCGGUGCGCUCCUGCAGCGGCGAAGGGUGCUAUCACCCCGAUUCGGUCGUGUGGCGGCCGCUGUGCACCGAGACCGUCGCUCUCAUCGCCGCGUGGGUGUGGCAGCGCUUCUCGUGGACAAAGCGACCCGCCAUCCACGCAUCAUGCGUGCUCGGGAACCAGUACCUCUGGCCGGCCGCGCGGUUCGACUUGUUGCCACCAGCCUUCCUCCAUUUAGCCGCGUUCGGCGCCGUGGCCUGGGAGGUGGGAAUGUGGGUCGCCGUCCUCGCGCCCGGCCACAGGCCACGCGUGCUCGCCGUCUGCGUCGCAUUCCUCUUCCACCAGUCAAACAUCUGGAUGAUGCGCAUUUUCUUUGACGAGUUUCAGGCGCAGUAG
Emiliania huxleyi CCMP1516 is the source of this 1422-nucleotide messenger RNA. RefSeq lists its product as hypothetical. The record is from RefSeq and is a predicted model, not a curated record. Bases 1 to 1422 code for a protein of 473 amino acids. The transcript is spliced from 5 exons. Lineage: Eukaryota; Haptophyta; Isochrysidales; Noelaerhabdaceae.